This is a messenger RNA of Amphibalanus amphitrite, 1293 nucleotides long. Its product is annotated as histone H3. The transcript has a single exon. Gene Ontology annotation, cellular component: nucleosome. Lineage: Eukaryota; Metazoa; Arthropoda; Thecostraca; Balanomorpha; Balanidae. The record is from RefSeq and is a predicted model, not a curated record. Gene Ontology annotation, molecular function: DNA binding; protein heterodimerization activity; structural constituent of chromatin. The coding region runs from base 816 to 1226 and encodes 136 amino acids.
AGCCCCGAGCUUACGGGCACCAGCCGCCGCCGCGGGGACCAUUAGCACGCGGCGGUGGGCUCCUCCCCCAACUCCUUGGACACAUGAUUUUCUCUUGGUUUUUCUUGGUUUCUCUUGGUUUCUCUCGUGGUUUCAUCGUAAUUGUUUUUGUUUCCAUUGUUCUUGUUGUGCCGUGAUUUCGUCUAUGUUUGCGAGCGCGCGCGUUUGCGUCCCUCCGGCGGCGGCGGCGGCAAUCGGCACCUGCCCAUCCCUCUCGCGGUUCUCGACAGGGAUCCCUCUUAAAGGUUGAGGCCCACUCGAGACACAUAGCUCCACAAACACACUUACACAUUAGCGAUAUAACGUAACGUAAUAUCAAAGCAAAGGGAUUUUUCCUGUGCAAUUUGGCAAAAGCGCACAGGUUUUGCCCUCUAAGAUAGGCACCAGGUUUUUCUAGUUAGGACUUUCCUGGUGGAACUCACAACACAACAACAUCACACAUUACAACACUACCACAUUUCAGCAUCAAGAUUCAGCAGCAAGAAAUGUAAGUACUCAAAAUCCCUCUCGGCACUGCCACUCUGGCACCCUUUCUGGCUUUCCCUUGCACUUGCUUCCACCGGACGUCACAUGAGCCGGGCUAACGUAAACUUUGUUCUUAAUAUUGCCUUGGGCCGGAAUAACAUAGCCGGCAUUAAAGUAAAGUAAAACGGAAGAUCUGGCUAAUUGCCAGCUAGUAACUUCCCCCUACCCCGACCAGGGCCUCGGCCUGUCGGGAGCAAAAUUCAAAAAAAAAAAAAAAAAAAAAAAAAAAAACGCGAAACUUAACCCACGCAAUGGCUCGCACAAAGCAGACAGCACGCAAAUCCACGGGCGGUAAGGCACCGCGCAAGCAGUUGGCCACUAAGGCGGCUCGCAAGAGUGCGCCGGCCACUGGCGGCGUCAAGAAGCCACACAGGUACCGGCCCGGCACAGUGGCACUGCGUGAGAUCCGCCGCUAUCAGAAAAGCACCGAGCUGCUCAUCCGCAAGCUGCCGUUCCAGCGGCUCGUGCGCGAGAUUGCCCAGGAUUUCAAGACUGACCUGCGCUUCCAGAGCAGUGCCGUUAUGGCCCUGCAGGAGGCCAGCGAGGCCUAUCUGGUCGGCCUCUUCGAGGACACCAACCUGUGUGCCAUCCACGCCAAGCGUGUUACCAUCAUGCCCAAGGACAUUCAGCUGGCGCGUCGCAUCCGCGGCGAGCGCGCCUAGGCCGCUUGUGCCGUUGCCGUGCUCCGGCAGGCUGGCAAGCAAGAAACAGGUCCUUCUCAGGACCAGA